AUGGCACUUCCCAGCAAAUUUCUCUUUUGGUUUUGCUGUUUUGCCUGGCUAUGUUUUCAUGUUAGUCUUGGUUCUCAGACUUCUAGGGGAGAAGCUCAGAUUGCAGCUAAUGCUGAGUUGGAAUCUGAGGCAGAACCUUGGUCCGUGCUGCAACCUAUAGAUGGGACACCCAGCCCUGGCCACCUUUUCAAGUUUCUGUCUGAUGGGCGAGAUGGAGCCCCUAGGCUGCAGCCGGACUCCAGAGCUUUGCACUACAUGAAGAAGCUCUAUAAGAUGUAUGCUACGAAGGAGGGGAUUCCCAAAUCCACUAGAAGUCACCUUUACAACACCAUUCGGCUCUUCACUCCCAGUUCCCUGCACAAACAGGCUCUUGGACAUCAGGUGACAGGAAUCUUUCCAUCAGUGGACCUGCUGUUUAAUCUKGAUCGUGUUACUGCCGUCGAACACUUACUCAAAUCCGUCUUGCUCUACACUUUCAAUAAUUCAGUUUCUCCUUCCUCUAUUGUUAAAUGUCGGUGCAACCUGGUGAUAAAAGAACYAAAGUCUUCUAACAAGACUCUCCCUAGAGCUCCUUACUCAUUGAUCUUUAAUUCACAGUUCAAAUUUAGAAAGAAUCACAAGCAGAUUGAGAUUGAUGUAACCCCACUCCUCCAGCCUAUAGUGGUUUCCAUUGAGAGAAAUAUUCACAUGUCUGUCAAUUUUACAUGCACAAAAGACCAGCUGCAGCACCCUUCAGCUCAGGAUGGAUCCUUUACCAUGCCUCUUCUGCCCCCCUCACUGAUCUUAUAUCUGAAUGACACAAGUGCUCAGGCUUAUCACAGGUGGUAUUCCCUUCACCAUAAAAGGAAGUCUUCACAGGGUCCUGACCAGAAGAGUAAUGUGGCUGCCUAUCCCAUGGGAGAAGAGACUGUCAAGGGCGGGAGAUCCACCUGCCACCGGAGAGGUCGGGAAACCAUCACCUCUCAAUUGAAGAAGCCACUGGUUCCAGCUUCCUUCAACCUGAGUGAAUACUUCAAACAGUUUUAUUUCCCCCAAAAUGAGUGUGAGCUCCAUGACUUUAGAAUUAGCUUUAAUCAGCUCAAGUGGGACAACUGGAUUGUGGCCCCUCACAGAUACAACCUUCGGUACUGUAAAGGAGAAUGUCCAAGGGCAGUUGGGCAUCGGUAUGGCUCUCCGGUUCACACCACGGUGCAGAACAUCAUCUAUGAGAAGCUCGACUCCUCAGUGCCAAGACCAUCAUGUGUACCUGCCAAAUACAGCCCCUUGAGUGUUUUGACCAUUGAGCCUGAUGGCUCAAUCGCUUACAAAGAGUAUGAAGAUAUGAUAGCUACCAAGUGCACCUGUCGUUAACUUAAGGUCCUCUAAAUGAAAACCUUGAGCCUAUUUAGCAAAGUAAGUGUUGUGUGCCUCUCUGCUCUCAGGAGAAGGCUUAUGUGUCAUAUAACACAUUGUAGAAAUAGGAGCAUAUGCAUGUUAGCACAUUCUGGGGCGUCUGUCUGAAGGGAUAAGGUCAGUUGUUCCUACUUAGCCUUAAUUUCAACACUUAAAUGUAAUUACUUUGGAGAGAUUUAAUUGUUUUUUCCCCUGAGCAUUUUUUUUCUUUUCACAAGUGUUUUGGUUUUGAUGGAAAAAUUCUAACUUAGCAUAAAUCUAAUGGAAUUGCAGCCACAGAUAUUCAGAGAGCUUUAGUAUUAUGAUAAUGGAAGAAUAAA
Messenger RNA from Urocitellus parryii (Arctic ground squirrel), 1712 nucleotides. RefSeq names its product growth differentiation factor 9 (gene Gdf9). Gene Ontology annotation, cellular component: extracellular region. Gene Ontology annotation, molecular function: growth factor activity; cytokine activity. The record is from RefSeq and is a predicted model, not a curated record. Lineage: Eukaryota; Metazoa; Chordata; Mammalia; Rodentia; Sciuridae.